Penaeus monodon (black tiger shrimp) is the source of this 2302-nucleotide messenger RNA. RefSeq lists its product as uncharacterized. Gene Ontology annotation, cellular component: lysosomal membrane. The record is from RefSeq and is a predicted model, not a curated record. NCBI's taxonomy places the organism in Eukaryota, Metazoa, Arthropoda, Malacostraca, Decapoda, Penaeidae.
AUCAAGAUGGGGACGGCGACUUGCAUAUUUGUCCUCACUUUUCUCUCUUUCUGUGCUGUUUUUACUGAGGCACAGUAUGAGGAUAAGAGAUGUAUCUGUAUAUGCCCUGAUCCUUCUGUCAUAAAUGGUACCAAGAGUAACCGCAUGGUCUACAAGGAACCUGUUGCCCCAAGCAAAUGUGACUGUGACAAUGUUGUACUACCAAGAGUAGCAGACGAUAUCAAAGGCCGUGAACAAGAAUUUUGUCCACGUUGUGAGUGCAAGUAUGAGAGUCGUAACAGUAAUACAAUCAAGGUUGUAGUAAUCCUUGUGAUUUGGAUCAUCUCCUUGUUGGUUGUGUACAUGGCCUUCCUCCAUUGCCUGGACCCACUACUCAAUAAGAGAAGGUCACAACCCUCUUACCAGGAACACACCAAUGAGGAUGAUGAGGCAGGCACUGUUGGAGGUGCUCCAGGCAUGGCACAGCCACUUCGUGUCAGACCCAAUGUCCUCGGUCGUGUGGGACACCAACAAGACAAAUGGAAACGGCAGGUGCAAGAACAGCGUAGAAACAUAUACGAUAGACACACCAUGCUGAAUUAGUUGGAGUCUGCAGUCUUUGAAACUUAAAAUACUGUACUCUUGAUUGUGUACAUGGAUAUUACCAAAUUGUCUGUAUUAGGUGAUCAUGAUAAAGAUCAGGGAAUAUACUGUCUAUUUGUUUAUACAUACAUUUUAAGAUGUGAUUUUUUUAUCAUCAUUUUAUCUUGCUGCAUCUCUCCUUCUCUCAAGCCACUCUUUGUUCUCCUCUCAUUUUGUCACUCCUCAUCUCUGUUUAGCUAAUUGAUUUUGAUUAUAUAAUAGCUGAUUGUAUAAUUUAAUCCAUGUAUACGCUAGAUAUGUAGUUUUUGUAUUAUAUUAUAUGUAUAUUGGCAAACAUAGUUCCAUAUCCUUGGUAAAUGAUAUACCAGAAUUUGAUAUGAAAGCAAUCACAUAAUACAAGAUUUAACAGUAGUAUGCCAUAUAUUAAAAAGCAAAAGCAACACUUAUUUAUUACAUUCACUGCUAAGUCACAGCAAAAAUUGUUGACCCAUUCACUCUCAGAUAUUUUAUAUGGAAGUUGUGGUGAAAAAUGAAAUUUAUUGAUGUUUCCUUAAGUAAUGCUUGUACUUUGCAAAAAGUUUGUAAUGCAAAAUCUGGGGUAAUGCAGGAAUGAGAAAGGACUAAGGUAACAAGUUCCUAGGAAACUGAUUUGUGUAUUUUAAAGGUGACCUAGGGCAGAAAUUUUUGCAUAUGUAUAGCAUGGUAGUGAAAGGCUCAACAGAAAUAAUGAAUAAAUGUUAUGUGAAAUAUGGUAUAUAGCUUCCUUGUUUAACAGAAGUGAGUGUAGUUCUUUAGUGCAUUCUGUUCUAUAACAUAUUUACAUAUGCAUUUUCCACAACUGAAAUAAACAUUCUUCAGUAAUGGAGAAUUUGAUAUAUUCUAUUGUAAAUUGAAAAUAUCACUGUUCUUGGACUUUUGUGAGUAUACCUGAAAGGAGAUAUCAAAGGUUUUUAGAAUAGAAAAGAAUCCACUGUAUAUAAGUAUUUAGUACUGUAGAAAUGAAGAUUAUACAAAAUUAACAAGUAUUACUCUAGGUUACAUUGGAUCCCUAUAAACAAUCCUGUACUCACAUUAUUGGCAUAAAGUCAACAACUGAAGGUUUUUCUUGUGAUGUGAUAGUGUAAAAAAGUAAUGAUUCAUAAUUAUAAUAUAUGAAAGAAAAGACAGAAUUUUACUCAUGUAUGUAUUAAUAGAAAUAGAAAUUAAAUACUUAUAAAAGAAAAGUGUACACAUGAAUGCAUCUGUUGAUAAAGACAAGGAAGUAAGUUUUCAUUUGCACAGAAAGUCUAGUCUUACUCAACUAGAAAUUAGUAUGUUCAUCAGUGUUCAAGAUAAAGAUAUGGAUGACUAGAUUCUUUAGGGAUAUGUACCAGAUGUAAUUAGAUUAAGCAACAUUUUUUUUCAUUCUAUAUUCCUAUUUUGUUACUUGUAUGUAUUCUAUUUAUAAACUGAAAAAAUAUAUAAAAAUACCAGUUAGAACUUGCUACUACAACUGUUACAACAACAAUUUAUAUUGGGAAAUAAGUACCUAAUGUCACAUAUAUACCUGCAUCAUUUUAUCUUCUUAAUAAUUACAUGCUGUUUGUUUUGAAGGAAAAAAAUCAUAUGUACUGUGUUUUUGUCUUAAAAUCGUUUUGUGCUAAAAUAGCUUUUUCUGUAUUCAUUAACAGCUGUAUUUUUAUUGUAGAUAUUAUUACUUCCAAAUAAAUUUAUUACAUAU